Schistosoma guineensis is the source of this 2537-nucleotide messenger RNA. The record is from the annotation of a GenBank genome assembly. Lineage: Eukaryota; Metazoa; Platyhelminthes; Trematoda; Strigeidida; Schistosomatidae.
UGGAUUUCACCAUAGAAAGAAAAAAAAUCAAGUUGAAAAUCAGUUGUGUUCAAAUAUAGAAAUCAACAAUUGGAAGUAAUUUGUAACAUCUUUCAAGCUGUAUUUCAUGUGGGGGCUUGUAUAUUAACUAGCCACCUAAAUUGGAAUAAAGAAAGGAGUUGAAAUCUGUGAAACACAUACUGAAAGCAGAAUACUUUAGUCACUAGGCCUCUGAUCUUCAUUCUAAGUGUUUACUUUAAAAUGACGAUAAAUUGGAAGCUGAACUGCGUCAACGAUAAAUAAAUCGAAAUAUGGAACAAGGUUUACGAUUCUGUUGGUAUUUACUUCCGACUUUAUUGGCAUGGAUAGUAAAAUAUGCAAUUCGUCUAAUUUUAUUACCGAUUUUCAUCGUAUUUAUUCUUGGUUAUGUUGUGAAAUAUUUCAAGAAAAAGUCUAAAUUGCGCAUUAAAUUAUUACGUAAAAGACAAUCAAUAACUCAAGGAAUGGAUCAUCUGAAAGAACAUCUUUCAUCCACGAAGAGCUCAUCAAAUAUUGAUUUACUAUCAGUUACAGAUCUGAAUUUAGAUACUAUCCAAGAACGUUUAGUUGAAGGCAAAUUUACACCAGUUGAAUUAUUACAUGCCUAUCAAAUUAAAGCUUUACAAUUAUAUGACUCAGGAAAUUCAGGAAUAUGUGAAUUUCUUGAUGAAGCGGAGCAGUUGGCUGUUGACGUUGCUAAAUUUAAUCGCUUACCUAAAAGUAAACAAACGUUGGUUGGUAUUCCUAUCAGUUUAAAAGAAUUAUGUUCGACCAAGGGAUAUGAUGUAACAUUUGGUUUGAUAGAACGAUGUAAUAAACCUUCACAUGAAGAUUGUUGCAUAUUGGAAGUACUUAGACAUGAAGGAGCAAUACCUUUUGUUCUGACAGCAACUUCUCAAACAGCUCUAUCUCUGAGUGGAAUAAAUCCAGUAUUUGGUGAUAUGUCUAAUCCUCAUUCAUCAGAACAUGAAACCGGCGGGAGUUCUAGCGGUGAAGGUGUACUUCUAAGUUUACGGGGAUCUCCAGUUGGAAUCGGAACAGAUUUGGCUGGAAGUAUACGAAUUCCUUCGGUGUUCUGCGGUCUUGUUGGCUUAAAACCAACAACUAAUCGUAUUAGUAGUAAAGGUGUGGGUGUGAUCGGUCAUAAAAAGUCAGUAUUAUUGAGAGUAAGUGUUGGACCAAUGGGUAGACGAGUGGAUGAUCUAGCUAAAUUAAUGCGUACACUUUUAACAACGAAAAUGUUUCAAAUGGAUCCAUAUGUGCCACCAUUACUGUUUAAUGAUAUGAUCUACGCGGGUACAGAUAAGCCGAAAUUGACAAUCGGAUAUUAUGCGACUCUAGAGGAUCCACUAAUUAUUACUAGCGUUCCAAGUGUUCGCAGAAUAGUGAAUGAAUCAGUGGACAUUCUAAGACAACGCGGUCAUAUUUUGUUACCGUUUCAUCCACCUGACAUAAAAUUGGCUUAUGAAUUAAGUAUGAAGGCGAUUUCUGUUGACACAAAAUAUAAUCUUCAAGAGGCUUUGUUUGCAGAACCACUAAAUGAACACACCAAAUUUCUCCACCUUUUAAUUAGUCUCCCACACUGGCUGAAAGUUAUGAUAGAUAAAUUAUUGAAUAUUAUCUUUGGUAGACCAGCUGCGGUUACAAGUUUCUUGGACGGUCCUAGGGGCGAAGCAAAAACAUUAAAUUUAAUCUCAGAUAUUGAGUUGUAUAGACAUGAAUUUCAAAGAGCUAUGGAAGAAGCUUGUAAUUUGGAUGCAAUCAUUUGUCCAGUUUUCCCCUUCCCAGCAUUUCCAAAGUCGGCUAAAUCGAUGUUUGUUACGCCAGCUAUUGCUUAUACAGUAUUGUUUAACUUGUUAGAUUAUCCAGCUGGAACAGUCCCAAUGGGAUAUGUGAGUAAGGAAGAUGUACAAAACUCAAAAGUGAUGGCUGAAGAAUACAAGAAAGUCGGCAAUCGAUUUCUUUCUGAGGUUAUUCAAGUACCAGGAAACAAGUGAAGGCUUACCGGUUGGUGUACAAAUUAUUGGUAAACCAUGGCAAGAAGAGCGUGUGCUAUAUGUUAUGAAAGAACUGGAGACAUCAAGAACACAGAAUAAUUAGAACCGUUAUUCUAAACCUAAUUACUUCAGUUGACUUAGCUUGACCAUAUAUUAUCGCGUUAUUGUAAAAUAUUCAUUACCGUUUAAUCUACACAGAAGUAUAAUAUUUUAAUAUGAAAAAAACUGAAUUCGGCUUUCGAAUUUUGAAAUCUAUCUACUUCUUUCAUCAAAAUAUAAAAAUUUCUAGAUAUUGUUUCAUUUUUGUUCAUGCAGUAUUCUAAACAGAUUCGUUGGAACAGUAGCAAAUUAUUAGUUGAAAUCGAAAUGUGAAUUCAUUAUUAACUAAAAAAAUAGCAAUUUAUGUGCGAUUUUCAUUUCUUUUAAGUACUAGUUAGUUACAGUAAUUGUUAAGCAGAGAAUCAUACUCAGUAUUCUUUAUUACACUAAUGUGAUUUGAACUAGGCAUCCUAUAACUUUAAU